This is a messenger RNA of Cucumis melo (muskmelon), 552 nucleotides long. RefSeq lists its product as uncharacterized. Bases 1 to 552 code for a protein of 183 amino acids. The record is from RefSeq and is a predicted model, not a curated record. NCBI's taxonomy places the organism in Eukaryota, Viridiplantae, Streptophyta, Magnoliopsida, Cucurbitales, Cucurbitaceae. The transcript has a single exon.
AUGCCAUUUCCAUCCUUCUCCCUCAACCCAUUCCCGGACCGGGACAAGCCAACUCCGACGGAGUCCACCGCUGCACACGACGAGUUAGCGGCGGUGAAGGCAGCGGCAUGGGCCUGGUACCAGCACGGGUCCGGGUCCGAAUCGAAGCCGAUGCGGGAAUUCGGACUGACCAGGCCCAUCAGUGUCCCCAAGCCAUCUCGCUACAGGCUCGAAGCCACAAACCGAAGUCCAAGUAUUUCGAUUGAGGACAAUUUACAGACACCUAGUCCGAAUAGCAACUCUCUCCUCGACAGCUACGAAAUUGCGAGCAUUUCUAGACGGUUAUCUGACCUUUUAGACCCCAAUGAUCGCAAUAAUUUUAGUCUUAGGAGCUUUGAAUCUGAGAUUAUGGAUCUAGGACGACAAAUUGAGGGGAAAACCACGAAGGCCAACAAAUUCAGUGGGUUAUGGCGGUGGCAGAGGCGGAAACCGUCGUUGAUGUGUGGCAAAAUGGAGGAUGUGGUUCUUGCCACCAAAAAACAUCCCCGUCGGCCCAUGCCACGGUGGACCUAG